AUGUUAGAGAUAAGCAAUUGCAAUAAUCAUAGUCAUAUUUAUAGGUGUAUUUUAUUUUUAUUUUUAUUUGUUCUCUCUGUAAAUAGUUUAUCGACUUGCAAAUAUUCUUAUUUCGAUUUUUCAUCUAUAGCCAAUAAAACAUUUUCGUAUCAGGGUGUCUCAUUUCAAGGAGCAAGUGCAACAUAUUACUGGACAGUUUGUGGAACAAGCGCUUUAUGUAAUAGUAAUACAAAUAAUAAUGAUAUAUCUGCUUGUCAAAAUGUUACAUCUGGAUUUUUAAAUACAGGAGAAGAACCUGGUGCGUGGUCCUCGAAUGGAACUUCUUUGGCUGUGUUUUUCAAUGCCACCAGAGGCGCUGCUUGUUACAACAAAUUGAAAAGAACAACAACAGUACAUUUGACCUGUGGUCUGGGCGAAACUUCCAUCAUCAAUGCGUAUGAGCCAGCCUCACCCUAUUGUCAAUACCAAAUGGAGAUGUACUCUCCCAUGGCAUGCCGAUUGCCCCAGAUAAGCUCACUUCAAAUCGCACAAUAUCCAAAGGGUGCUGCAUAUCUAUCGCUUCAGAUAGGUGAAAUUGAAAAAAAACCAACCUACACCGUAUCGGUCGCUGGUAUCGAGUGCACCAACUCUUUAGUGGCCAACCAACUGUAUACAUGCGAACUGACAUCAUUGAGAUUGGAGAAUGGAGGCAACUAUUCGAUUAGAAUAUUCAGUAAGAGUGCAACUGGAAUUCCAGAGACAACAUUCCCCAUAAACAAUUAUAUUCUUAAAUAUCCAAUUGUCUCUGCCGUGAACUCAUUGACUGUCAACGGAGGAAAUCUCACUCUCGGUGGAUAUUUUGGAACCAAUUUAAAUUUACCAUCGGUAGUACUUAAUGGUUCGGUAGAAUGCCAAAUUCUAGAGAUUUCAUCGACCACCAUUAUCUGCAGGUUGAAUUCCACACAACUACAACCUGGUAGAGCCAGUCUUAAUGUUACUGUAGACGGUUAUCCAUUUACCUCCCAUAGCCUGAUUUCGGUAGUUAGCAACGACUAUUCUAAGUGUGAGAGAGAAGGAUGCAGUGGAAAUGGAAAAUGCAAUGAAAUCACCGGUACUUGUGACUGCGAUAACAACUACUAUGGUCCAAAAUGCAAUUUGAAGCCUGGUGAUGGUGAAGGUGGUGUUUUCAAACCAAAUAAAACAAAGCCAUCGAUAGAUAUCGAAUACAACGGAUAUGUGUUUAGAUUCUCUAUUUUCUCAAUCCAAGAGAUUCGUGGCGACGGAUCGAUUGAAUUUGAGGUUACACCAGACCAAUGGAACCACACCAUCGAUAAUAGCACCGCUCUUACCACCAUAGACUACGACAUGCUUCCAAGCAACUCAUCCGCUCAAAAGCAAUUGCAAGUAAAAACAAGAAUUUCAUUUUCAAGCUUGGCAAGAACUUUCACCUUUGGUUCCAAGUCAUACAAUCUACCACCCAAUGCUGUAAAGGUUGGAGUUAACGUUUCAAACUGGGUCUAUUCAUCGAACUUGAAUUAUCUGCGGGUUGUAUUUAUCACUGCUUACAACCCAAGCCAGAAGAUUGGAUGUGGUGGCGAGAUUAAUGCAUUCAACAAAGAUGACCAAAGCUCUAUUCAAUCUCUAAUGAUCGUAAAGGACGAUGUUAUAUACUACGGACGUUUCCUUGACUAUUCGAUUUCAGACGGUAGAGAAACCUACUCUAGUAACGAGUUGAUAAGUGUAGAUGAAGAAGCAAAGACUGCGCUCAUCGGUAUCAAUCUUCCACAAUGUAACGUUUGUGAAUUGGAUCCAGAUUUCUCAUCGUUGGUGUCGACAGACAACAAUUCUUGUUCAAAGGUAGAAUUCGAAGUUUGGAAAAUCGCCUUGAUUUGUGGUUUGGUAGGAGGUACACUCUUGAUCGGAUUGGGUAUCAUCUUUUACUCCAAGAGAAAGUAUUUCUAUCUCAGAUAUCUUAGUCUGACGGCCAAGAAAGAUCCAAACGUCAACCUAACAAAUUUAAAUUCCAGUCAAUCAACAGUCAAAGUAGUUUAA
This is a messenger RNA of Heterostelium album PN500, 2031 nucleotides long. RefSeq lists its product as uncharacterized. NCBI's taxonomy places the organism in Eukaryota, Evosea, Eumycetozoa, Acytosteliales, Acytosteliaceae. Bases 1 to 2031 code for a protein of 676 amino acids. The record is from RefSeq and is a predicted model, not a curated record. The transcript has 3 exons.